AUGCAUGUGGUUUCCACCCCCCUCCUCUCGCUGAACGACGAUGUUCUCUUCGAAAUCUUCUCCCUCCUGGACCGCACGGAGGCACUCGCGAUGGCGUACACAUCCAAACGCGCGUAUCGACUCGCUAUCUCCCACGCCUUCGCCAGUCUGCGUUGGAGCAGAGACACGUACGGAUCGGUGCCCGAUCUAGGCGAUUCCUCUGAGGCUCGCGCCCUGUCGGACUACAUGCGCGCACCAGAGCCGCUUUCUCAGGUCCCGCGCGUCCACUAUCUCCACCACUUCACCACGUCGUUCUUUGAACGACCCGACGUACCGAUUCUGCACGAACUUCUCAGCCACGCCUCCAACCUCCGCACCAUCGAGCUCUGGAACUUCGAAUACUUCAUCGGAGAAGAUGAAGAAGUUCUCAGCCGAAUCAUUGGUGCAAUGCGCUAUCUCAAGCAAGCGUGUCUGCUAUUUAUCACCUUUGAGACGAUAUCUAUUCUGCAAGCCAUGUUUGCAAGCUCGAACAUUGCAUCCUUAACACUCGAGUUGGCUGACUCCGACUAUCAAACUUCCGGGCUCGCGGAACUCGUAUCCGUCCUUGCCUCAAUCCCGAGUAUACACACUUGUACCGUCGACUUCAACUAUGUCCCCGUGCUACUGAACACCUUCGGAACACCCGAUAAAAGCCUUCCCUCGAUCCGCCACCUCUCCCUCACAUGCUCCUCAGCGGUGGCCGCGAAUUUCGUGACGCUGUGCCCCAAUCUCUUCACGUUGUCGCUGUGGCUGUAUGGCGAGAACCCGAUAUUAUCUCUGGGGGCGGAUGACCAGUGGCCUACCAACCUCAAGGAGCUCGUUAUUCGAUCGCGCGCUGUCGUUACCAAAGACACCGCCCGACGCAUUGGACGCGUCAACUCUGUAUCGUUAGGGAACAGUUUGGCGUCACUAUCAGGCAUAGCGGUCCUCAACUUACUCCCGCUGUUCGAAGCAACCCAGCCCUUCACUCUUAAACUGCAGAUGGACCCCGUCUUGACCGAACCGGAGCACGUAUGGAAAUCCUUGGGCGGCGCGGUGCCCCACCUCCGCUCUCUCGAGGUCACAGUUGCAAGGUGCAAGGUGCGCGAUUACGUGGACUCGCUGCUGCCCGCGCUGCAUGCGUCGUCGCUCGUCCACCUCACCCUCCACUUCCCGCCGCCCACGCACUCGUGGUCGGUCACUAGCAUGGCCAGGGUCGACGACCAGCGCGCGACAGAGGUCCGCCGCGUCGAGGCACUCCUCUCGCUCCCGCAGCGGCUCGUCGCCGCCGCCCCGUCGCUCCGGCUCGUCGCCCUGCGCUCCUGUCUGCCUGCACCGAGCGCUUUCGACGGCCCGGAAGCUCACGCGGGGCGCGUGCCGGCCCUGUCUACAGAGUUCGCGGCGGAGCUCGCGCGCGAGGACGACGCUGAGCGGCGGUGGGGCCCGACGAACGAGUUCGUGCGCCCCACGCUGCGGAGGCUACGGCAGCUCCGGGAGGAGGUCCCGCGCGACGAGCGGUGGUGGUGGGUCGAGGGCGAGGGUGCGACACGCAGACUGGUGGAGAUCUGGCGGGAGGACGGCGAGCGGGCGCGGGAUCUCAUCCAACACGCGGACUUUGACGCUGCGAGGAGCCUUGACGGGUUCUAUUCCGCGAGGUGUCGGUAUGGGCGGUAG
Molecule: messenger RNA, 1671 nt
Organism: Epithele typhae
Lineage: Eukaryota; Fungi; Basidiomycota; Agaricomycetes; Polyporales; Epitheliaceae
Exons: 3
Coding region: 1-1671 (556 amino acids)
Molecular function (GO): protein binding
Source: RefSeq, a predicted model, not a curated record